This is a messenger RNA of Cryptomeria japonica (Japanese cedar), 1605 nucleotides long. RefSeq lists its product as uncharacterized. Lineage: Eukaryota; Viridiplantae; Streptophyta; Pinopsida; Cupressales; Cupressaceae. The record is from RefSeq and is a predicted model, not a curated record. Bases 1065 to 1484 code for a protein of 139 amino acids. The transcript has 2 exons.
AAGUCUUUUUUUUUUAAGAUUUCCCGCCAUCAGACAUAACUAUAUUUCACUUCAAAGGAAAUUUCAGCCAUCGGCUCCUGCUAUUAAUCGCAAUGGUCUGUGUUUGAGAAUCCUUAACUUCACUGCUUUUCUGUGUUUUAAUAGAUAAUCUCAUCACUCUCUUAUUCUGUUUUGCAAGCCACGAUAAUGCCUGCCCAGGAUGCAUUCAACACACUUCCUGAUUCUCUUCUUUGUUACAUAUUAUCAAAAACUCCAAUAAAAGAUGCUGUCAAAUCUUGUUUUCUUUCCAAGUGGUGGAGGUUUCUUUACACCCAGAUGCCUGAACUCACUUUUUCUUGCACUUCCCUCGACCAGCUCCUCAUGUCAAGCGUUGAGAACAUUAUUUCCAACAUCUUGCUUCUGCACUCAGGCAAUCUGGAGGCAUUUCACCUCCACAACACCUGGUUAGAUCAUACCCACUUCUCUCGUGAAAAUGUAUGUAAAUGGGUAAGGUAUGCCUCUUGGUGUAAUGUCCAACACCUCACUCUGUUUGAUCACAAUGUGACUUUUGCAGCAGAGCUCGACGGUGCUUUUAAAGAACUCCCACCCCAUGCUCUCUUUUCAUGCUCACGUCUGGUAACCCUGUAUCUGUGAGAGUAUGUUCUCACCAGUUUCCCAGCCAAUUUCGUUGGACUCCCCCACCUCAUUACUUGUCAUCUCUGAAAUGUUCAAUUGACAGAUGAAUCUUUAGUCUCCUUGAUUUCACUCUGUCCCCUUAUGCAAAAGCUUGAAAUAAUAGGAUAUGCUGGGCUAGGUAAUGCCACAAUCGUUUCAUCCACUAUUGAACACUUGAGGAUAGAAAGCUUAAAGUCUCUAUUUGUUAACUGUCCCAAACUCAAAAUUCUGUCGGGGUACAUGAUUGAGGAUUUGAGUGUGAAUGGUGUAAGGUUUUAUGAGCUUUCUUAUGCCAUCUUUUAUCUUGAAAUGCACUGUGGAGGUACUUUGAGGGAAUUGAAAAUGGAUUAUUCACAAGGACACAGUCCAGGAGUUGUUCCAGGCCUUCAGCAAGUAGAUUCCUUCAUAUCAUGGGCAACUUCCAGUCCUUGAAGGGACUUCUCAUACACCUGGGGCAUCCCUUUGAAAGAGAAGCAGAGAUGGAUGUUCCUCUACUGAACUUGCUUCACAGGCUUCCAAAUUUUCAGUGGUUACAUAUGGCGGGCUCCUUUGUACCGGAGUUGGAAAGAAAUCCCAUACCUGUUUGCCUCACCUCACCUCAUGUUAACCUUAAGAGAAUACGCGUAGAAGUAUUUGAGUUUGAUGACAAAGAGAUUGCAGUAAUAAGUUGCUUGCUCCAGAGUUUGCCCUUUCUUGAAAGAAUGGAAAUUCAGCUACUUGAUGACAUGGAUGAAGGUCUAUGUACGUACUUCUUUAAAGAUAUUUUAUAUCUGAGGAGAGCAUCUUUACUGGCAAGGAUAAUUGUAACGAAUGCUUCGGACGAAAUGUAGGACAAAACUAUGACACUCGAACUUUAUAAUGUGUCCUCUAUAAUAACUUCUUUGGUAUUUGGUUCCAUGCUCAGGUUGUUAAUGUUGUUGAAGCUCCAUUUGCUUUUACUACGAUUUCUUU